Molecule: messenger RNA, 2304 nt
Organism: Actinia tenebrosa (Australian red waratah sea anemone)
Lineage: Eukaryota; Metazoa; Cnidaria; Anthozoa; Actiniaria; Actiniidae
Biological process (GO): intracellular signal transduction
Molecular function (GO): protein binding
Source: RefSeq, a predicted model, not a curated record
GGAAAUAAAGCRCCAUAAGUGCGCUCUAGAAAAUAUAAUACGCUAACUUAUAAAGGAUAACUUGAAGGAAAAUGGCAUGAUCAAAUGUUCUCAGCUUUUUUUGAUCAAGAUUUUAGUUGUUUUUUGCCGACUCAAAAUUAAGGGUUUAGUUAGAAAAGCUACUGGGCAAGGAGCCACCUUACAAAGUUGAGGUCGUUUGACCCUCCCCUCCCUAGCGAAGUAAUUAGUUGCAUAGUUCCCAGGAUUCCUUUUAUUUAUCUAAUGGCGGAUGUGUUCAUGAUGAGUUUUCGUCGUCUUUAUUCUUGAAUUUCAUUUUAAGCGGUUGAAUGGGCAACGUAAACGAUUCCGAUGCUUUAAUCGAGCAGAAACCUAAAGGCACUCAGCUUUUAUAUGCCGCUGAAUAUGGAAAACUAGAUUUUUUGGAAGAAAUUUUGAAGGAUACUCUGGUGGACAUAGACUCUGUCAAUAGCUCCGCAUUAACUCCGUUGCUUUUAGCCUCGAAAGAAGGUCAUUCGGACUGCGUUAAAACACUUCUAGAAGCAGGUGCCAAGGUUGAUGGCGUGGGAGAUAAGAAUACAGCUUUGACACCGAUUUGGAUUGCGACUUAUUCAGGCCACGAAGAAUGUGUUGAAUAUUUAUUACAGGCAGGAGCGAACUUGGACUCAAAGUACCCUGUGACUCCAUUAUACAUAGCGGCGAGUGAAGGCCAAUCUGGCUGCCUUCAAUUGCUUAUAAAUGCUGGGUCAAAUCUUGAAGUUGAGAAUACAAGAUUACAGACUCCGUUAAUCGUAGCUUGCAAAGGACAACAUACACAAUGUGUUGAGCAUUUGGUAUCAGCUGGUUCUGAAAUCAAUAUUACUGAUAAAGAUGGCUUUACUCCUUUGUAUUAUGCUUGUUCUUAUGGACCUGAUGGAAAUGAGAUAUUAGAGAUACUGCUUAGUGGUGGAGCUAAUAUCAAUCAGAUCUGUGAACAUAAAUCAUCUUCUACACCUUUACACAUCUGUGCUAGUAGAGGUAAGGUCAAAAGCACAAGACUCCUGUUACUGUAUGGGGCAUCAGUAAAGGUAAAGGAUUCAAAUGGCCACACACCACAACAACUGGCUGAACCUGAUUGUAGAGAAUUGUUAGAAGGUUAUGUUCCACCUCUGAAACAGAUGUGCUGUUGGACCAUUAGAGAGCAUCUAGGACCCAAAAAAUUGUAUUAUAUUACGGAAUUACCUAUACCAUGGACAUUGAAGAACUUUACUGUAAAUGAUUCUGAUUUUGAAAAAGUCACUAAUAUGAGCAGUGCAUGGAUGGGCAACCAGAACGAAGUAAUUCACAGCACGAAAUAUGACGAUGAGCUACCACUCAUUCAAGCCGCCAAAUCAGGAAAUAUUGACUUAUUAAAAAGGCUGUUACGAGAAGAAGAUCUUAAUGUGGAAGUCACGGAUCAAUUUGAACUCACUCCUCUAGCUUAUGCUGCGAGAAAUGGUCAUGAAGAAUGCAUAAAGGCACUGGUAUCUGCCGAGGCCAGAAUCGAUGGACUUGGGCGGAAUAAAACGUCGACCAUUCCUACGGAACCUCUUCAUUUAGCUGUACGAAAUAAUCGGGUAGAAUGUGUGGAGGUUUUAAUCGCUACAGGCUGUGAUGUGAACAUCAAGAAUAAUCGUGUUGGUAAAACGCCAUUACACGUAGCGUGUCAUGCAUCACAACAAGAAUGUAUAAUGCUGUUGGUUUCGGCUGGAUGUGAUGUUAAUGCUGUUGACGCAUAUGGAAACACUCCUCUUUUUACAUCCUGUUUUUACUCUCAUGAUGGUCAUGAUAUUCUUAAGAUAUUGUUGAAUGCUGGUGCUGAUGUCAAUCAAGUGUCAAAACGCUAUGAUCAAUAUUCACCCCUUCACAUAUGCGUGUGUAUGAAUAAAUACAAAAGUACUGAGUUUCUACUGAAGAGUGGAGCUGACAUGAAUGCUACUGAUCGCGAGGGCUUAAGACCAAUAGACAAAACGGAAAAAGGAUCACUAAGUUGGAAAGUUUUAAAAUCUUAUGAAGGUCAAGUUCAUCCUCUGAUCUGCAUAUGUCGCUGGACAAUAAGAAAGAUGCUUGGACCAAAAAGACUGGAUAGUAUCACAACCUUGCAUAUACCAAAAAUUAUGCAAAGAUAUUUAUUGAAAUACGAAUUCUGAAUUCAGAUAUUUUAUUUGUUUGAAUAACUACGAAAAUAUAAUUAAUGAUUAAAUCGUAAUCUCAUUAACUUAUAUAAUCAUAAUUUAUUAUUGUAUAUAUCAGUUAUUGCUGAAAUUAAACUGCAUAUGCAACAUCUCA